Strongylocentrotus purpuratus (purple sea urchin) is the source of this 3364-nucleotide messenger RNA. RefSeq names its product metalloproteinase inhibitor 3-like. Lineage: Eukaryota; Metazoa; Echinodermata; Echinoidea; Camarodonta; Strongylocentrotidae. Gene Ontology annotation, biological process: negative regulation of membrane protein ectodomain proteolysis; negative regulation of endopeptidase activity. Gene Ontology annotation, molecular function: metalloendopeptidase inhibitor activity; protease binding. The coding region runs from base 336 to 1055 and encodes 239 amino acids. The record is from RefSeq and is a predicted model, not a curated record. The transcript has 4 exons. Gene Ontology annotation, cellular component: extracellular matrix.
AAGUGAAUCCAGUGCAUUGUUUGUAUUUUGGCUUCAUUCAUCCCCUAAUAAGCCAUCUCCAGCCAAGUUAGCAGGAUUUAGGAUCAACAUUUGGACAAUCAUAACACUUGUCUCCCUUCCACCUCCUUCAGUACGGUUUGAAAACGUCAGCCAAGGAGGUUGUAGCACGAUCUUCUCUCUCUCAUCCAAUCUUGAAUGAGAUGCCAAUCAGGUGUAGUCUUACGCCAGAGGAAUUCCACGCCUAAAGUUACACUCCGUUGAAGAGCAUAUCCAGAGUUACAUUAUCCGCAUCCAAGCUGACUCUUCUCACUCGUAAACAACAAGUCUGAUUGAAGAUGGAGAUGCUAUGUCAGGCAUUGAGAAGGACUAUGAUGAUGAUGCUGAUGUUCAUGGUCUUACUCCUGAGCUGUUUUCUGAUGGAGGCUGACUUUGUCCAGGCCUGUACCUGCUUGCCUAAACAUCCUCAGCAGCAUUACUGUGACUCAGAUUAUGCAAUCCGAGUUAAAAUCUUCAAGCAAAAGCUGAAGCUGCCCAAUGGACAACGCUACGAGAUAAACGACCCCGAGAUACCUGACCUACCCAUCGAAGUGCUCAGCCAGUCACACAGGGAAUGGUCUGGGGUGAUUCAGAAAGUCUACAAGGGAUUUGAGAAACUCAAACACACUACAACCGUUAACAUCUACUCACCAUUCUAUGAUUCAAUGUGUGGAGUAGGAACACUGAUGAAUGAUGAAAGCUAUGUUAUCAUGGGUACAUUUGGCCAUGGAGGACUUAACUUUGAUUUCUGUGAUUGGCAUCAUUCAUGGAAAACAGUUACAUCAAAGCAGAGGAGAGGUCUCAAAUACUGGUAUGCUGAAAACUGCAGUUGUCAGAUUGAUACAUGUGGAUUGCGGCAUCCAUGCGGGGAGGCACAACCAGAGGCUUCACCGACGGGUUGUGAGUGGGACGCAUGGCACAGUAGAUGCACCAAUCAGCACACAGCGUGUGUGAUGACGGCACAGGGCUGCCAAUGGCACCAAUCAAAGGACUUGAAGCAAUGUUUGAAAGCACCCUGAUAUGGAUCUAGAGAUUGAACAGAGCACUUCAAGAUCAAGUUUUGCCUUUAAUAACAUCUUUACUGCCACUCACAGUGCAGCUUGCUGAGCUCCUUGUGCAACUAUGAACACUUUGUGGUGCUGGGUUUCACCGGUAGCACUGAAAGUGUUAAAGGGUGCUAGUUGGCACCCAUAACACUCACAGUGUUAAAGGGUGCUAGUUUGCACCCAUAGCACUCACGGUGUUAAAGGGUGCUAGUUUUCACACACAGCACCGGCAAUAUUAAGCCGAAGUUUUUCAACGAGAGCACUGAAAGUGUCAAAGUGUGCAAGUUUUUUUUCGCAACUAGCACUGUAAGUGUUAAGGGUGAUCUUUUUGCAGGAUGUUGCCAAAAAUGACAUGAACAAAUGAAAUUUUUAAAAAGGAGUAUUUUUUCCUAAAUCAGUAUUGGCUCAAAGCAGUGCAUUUUAAUAAUUUUUAUACUCAAUCAUUUUAGGCUCUACAACACCAUUCCAAUAGAAGCCUUUAUGUUUAUUUACUUUUAUAUGACAGAAAGUGAUUUCUUGACUCGAAUUUCUGUUUAAAUUAUUAAUAUCUCACUUAAAGAAGUCACCAGUCAUCCUAAUAAUGCAUUACAAAUGUAGCAUUUAUAAACAUAAAAUAAUAAUAAAGAAUAAGACUGUAAUUCCAAUAUUUGUUUAAGUUUCAGAUUUAAGAAUUACAAGUACUUGAAAUCAAAAUCAGCAUUAUAAAUAAAAAUAUCCACCAUUGUAGCUUAUCAAGAAAUUAUCAAUAUUUGCUACAAAUAAUUAUAAUCAUAUGCAUGAAUGGUCAAGAUUUGAAUUUAGAUAUGUUUGAAAAUAUAUGAAAAUGUGAACAUGCCUUGAUUGAAUCUUUAAAUUUUGUAUAAAAAUUUGUACAUAAGAAAUGCAAAAAAUAUGUUAUGUGCUUGUCUUUUUAUAUAUACACGUAUAAUUUAAAAUGUUUGUUUAAAAUGAUCUGCUGUCUAUAUGUCUAUAAACUUUCUCCAUCCAUUUUAGCAUCUUUUCUUGUGAACUCUUUGCUCAUCUAUCACAUGUUUUCCAUAUAGAAUAUGUUAAUAGCACUUGUUAUGAAUAAUCUUAUUCAACUAAAUUGAAAUACUUUCAGUACAUUAUAACACGAUCUUUGCAACAAACGGCUUUUUAUUUCUGUCCCUGAUUGCAUUCUUUGAAUGUAAAACUGGAUUUUUAGGGGACUGAAACAAGAAUCAACAGUAAUAACACUUACGAGACAGAACUAACAAUAGUCUGUAUAAUAGUCAAAUAAUAUUCUUCAUGUUUCUUUCAUUUCUGAUUCUUCUUAUUUUUAAUGUUACCUUGUGCAAUGUGCUAAAUAUUGUAUCAUCAUUAUUUUGCAGUGUUAUGUUUGUUGUAUUUUACUUGAUGAAUGUCUAUGUUUAUGAAUAAAUGAAUGAAAGAAGGAAGGAAGGAAGAAGGAAUUAUGAAAAUAGCAUUAUAGACACAAAUCAACAGGGAAAGAAAGAUUGAUGGUGUACAAACCUGUCACUUGCAAGUUAUUUCUAAUUAUACAUUUUGUAUGGUAACAAAGUAAAUCAUGAAUGUAAACGGUAGAAUUAACAGUAACAUACCAUAUCUACUACUUUAGUUAAGAAUAGCUCUAUCAUACAUAACAAAAUUAUUGUAUUCCAGACACAAAAUCAUUAUCAUUUCAUAAUUUCACUACUUAAGUGCAAGAAGGGAACUACAAUUAGUAGCUUUAUAAAGUCUGAGUGUCUCUCUCCCUCUCUGUGACAUUGAUUCAAGGCUCAUCAUUUAUGAUUUAUUCUUGAAUCUAUUGCCUGCAUGAAAUUACUCUUCUACAAUAAUGCACGAUGAGAAUCAAAAGAUUAUAAGAAAUAUGUUUAACCAUGUGGUAAUCAUACUAAAAUAUACAAAAGUAUACAAUGUUUCAUAGAGCUAUUUUUUUCCAACUGUGAUUUCUUGAAAAGUGCAAGGGAUAGGUAAAGUAAGAAUCUUGUGUAGAAUGGUAUGUAACAUGCUCUACUACAUAGAAGCAUACAUACAAAUUUGCUUUGAAAGAUAAUGACAUUGUGAUGAGAAAGUUUGGUCUGUAAGUUGAAGGACAAAAGAAAUAUUUCUAACGGUGAAUUUACACGCUUGAACUAAGUCAAUGUAUGUAUUUUCAUUCAUCAAUGAUUUCUAUAUGUUGUAUAGUUUGCUUUAUGCACUUAUCUGUAACAUUAAUUUUGUCUUUCACACCGUAUAUGAGUGUGUCACUAUAAGAAGCCUUCUUCUUUUCUAAAGAAAUAAACGUUUUGUAAAAGUAA